CUCUUACCAGAAAACACACAAGCUAACUCUCGAGCUCUUCCUUUCUUUGAUUCCCUCUCUCCUUUUCUCUUCUACAAAUUAGAAAGCUUCGCCAUGGAAAACAAGGAAAACAUUAGUAGGUUCUCAAGCUGUCGGGGAGUUGCUUUCGAGAUCAAACCCCCAAGCACCGAUCCCUUCGCCUUUGCACCUCUUUCUAAAGAGGAACACUGCGAUGGCAGCAAGAUUUGGCUUCCUUGGAACCACGGCAACUCUUUCAGAGUUUUUCCAACGACUGAUAUGCUUCAAAGGUCCAUGAGUCGAACCAGCAGCCAUUUCUGUGAUCUCGAUCAUGAGGAUCACAACGAUGAUGACAGCAAAGUAGAGGUGGUUGUAGAAGGAAGCAAAGAGGAUUUGGAGAAGCAGAAGCCUGUUCCCAUUUCAUCCAACAGUAAACCUGAACAACCACCACCACCCAAGGCUGCACGUAAGCAGGAAUCGAGACUGUCAAUUAUACUACUCGAUCAAGGCCUAUUCACAGUCUACAAGCGACUCUUCACCGUGUGCUUGGCUCUAAAUGUGAUCGGUUUGGUCCUUGGAGCCUCUGGGCAUUUCCCCUAUGCAAGGCGCAAGGCCGCACUCUUCGCCAUUGGGAACAUACUGGCUUUGAUUCUCUGCCGGACCGAGGCCUUUCUGCGAGUGGUUUUCUGGCUAGCUGUGAAGCUGUUAGGGAGAUCAUGGGUACCUGUACCGUUCAGGACUGCCACCACAUCCUUCCUCCAAUGUCUUGGUGGAAUUCACAGCGGUUGCGGUGUAUCUUCGGUGGCCUGGCUCGUAUACUCCCUUGUGCUCACUCUUAAGGACAGAAAAAACACAUCACCGGAGAUCAUAGGCGUGGCUUCCACAAUCCUUGCUCUUCUCUGCCUUUCAUGCUUGGCUGCCUUCCCCCUUGUUCGCCAUCUCCACCAUAACGUCUUCGAAAGGAUCCAUCGCUUUGCCGGUUGGACAGCCCUCGGUCUCCUCUGGGCCUUCGUCAUCCUCAUCUUCUCCUACCAACCAGAAUCUAAAAUCUACAACGUACGCGGCUCCAGAUUGGUAAGCGAGCAAGAAUUCUGGUUCACAUUAGCCAUCACUCUUCUGAUUAUCCUUCCAUGGGUUACUGUGAGACGAGUUCCAGUCAAGGUAUCGGCUCCUUCUGGCCAUGCCUCGAUUAUCAAGUUCCAGGGAGGAAUUAAGGCAGGCAUCCUGGGCAGAAUUAGCCCAUCACCCUUGUCCGAGUGGCACGCCUUCGGCAUCAUAUCGGAUGGCAAAGAUAACCACAUGAUGCUUGCAGGUGCAGUAGGCGACUUCACAAAGUCGUUGGUUUCAAACCCACCAAGCCACCUGUGGGUCAGGCAGCUUCACUUCGCGGGCCUACCUUAUCUCGUAAACAUGUACGAGAGAGUGGUGUUGGUGGCCACAGGUUCCGGCAUCUGCGUAUUCCUGUCCUUCCUGCUACAGCCGUGCAGGGCGGAUGUAUGCUUGGUGUGGGUGGCGAAGGGGGUGGAGCAGAAUUUCGGGAAGGAGAUCAAGGAGAUGGUGAGUGGGUUUCCAAAAGACAAGGUAAUCGUACAUGACACAGCUGUCUCCGGGCGGCCCAACGUAGCAGAGAUGAGUGUGGAAGCUGCAAGGAGGUGGAGAGCUCAGGUGGUCAUUGUCACCAGCAAUCCAGAAGGGAGCCGAGACGUUGUGAACACAUGCAAAGCUGCUGGGGUUCCAGCCUUCGGCCCCAUAUGGGACUCUUAAAAGUCCUAACUCCUAACCUAAUAGAUUGUGCUAGGUCCCCAUGCUUUUUCUUUUCGUGCCUUCGGUCCCCCUUUCAAUAUAUAUAUAUUGAGUCUCCAAAGUGUCGUCUAGUUCAAAGUCCAAAGCACCGUUCCAGUGUAAACUCAGAGUCUACAAAAGGUCUCUCUCCAAUCAACCAAGGAAGAUUUAAGUAGUUAUCAAUGUAUAUGAGUAUAUCUAAUGAUCUAAUCCGGAUUAAGUA
Messenger RNA from Nelumbo nucifera (sacred lotus), 2002 nucleotides. RefSeq names its product adenylate-forming reductase 03009. NCBI's taxonomy places the organism in Eukaryota, Viridiplantae, Streptophyta, Magnoliopsida, Proteales, Nelumbonaceae. The record is from RefSeq and is a predicted model, not a curated record.